UACCAGAAAUGUAAAAAAAAAAAAGUAGAUUGCCGGGAUAUUGUAUAGAAUUUGCGGGCGUCACGUAGCCGCUAUUAAAAUGCGGGAGACUCACGGAACUUCCGGGAAACUUCCAGUGUCAACAUAGUGACAGUGUUUGAAUAACUUACAACGACCAUGGAGUUACUCUGCGUUCGUCUCAUAACCAGGAGAAAUCCUAUUAUUUCUCUACCUACAUACGUGAAACGGCGCUUCCGGGGUCUCUACCGACAGACCGAACUUACUGUCAAGAGUCCUCUCUUGUCAUCAAUAGAACUAUCCGGUAAAAGCUGCAGGACAACAGACAGCGUCCGUGACCUUGUCUGCCAGCUACCGCGGUGCCAGCCUCGUCCGUCGCUCCUUAUCAGUACAAGGACGGGUCUUUUACCAGCGAAGAACCCCUUAACUACUCUACCGACCCACGGUAGUGUCUCUCUGCCACGGCACUUCCAUACCUCUAGCCCCCUCCGCGCUAUCCCAGCACCGCUCUUAUGGCUGAUCCUCAAACCGCUGCAGAAGAUCCUGGCUAUAAUAGUGGGGAGGAACAUCAGGAAGUGGUGGGCGGAUCUCCCGCCCAAUCGGAGGCAGCUCUUCUGGGAGGGGGUGUGGCGGCGCCGCUGGCAGCUGGUAGCCGGGACGACGGUUGCCGUGGCAAUCCUGGCUGUCAUCCUCCUGACCCACCUGGAUGAGUCGCCGGUGACAGGACGGACACGUAUCCUGAUGGUGACCCGGGAGGACUACAUGGAGCUGGCAGCCAUCACGGCUGACGGGUACAUGGAGCAGUACAGAGAUGUGCUGGUCCCGGAGCAGGACUCCCGUCACCAGGCGGUGCAGAUGAUGGUCCAGCACCUGGCCCUCAGGAACAGAGACAUCUCCCAGAUGUCCUCUGUGUCCUGGAGGGUCCACGUGGUGGACGACCCCGCCGUCAACGCCUUCGUGCUGCCGAACGGAGAGGUGUUCAUGUUUACAGGGAUGCUGGAGGCGAUAUCAGACGUGCACCAGCUCGCCAUCAUCCUGGGACACGAGAUGGCACACGCCCUAAUAGAACAUGCUGCAGAGGAGGCCAGUGUGUCCCAUAUUUUGGACUUCCUGUUUGUCCUCCUGCUGACGGCCAUCUGGGCCGUGUGUCCCAGAGACAGCCUGGCAGUGCUGGGCCAGUGGAUACAGGAUCAGCUGAAGAAGAUCCUGUUUAGUCGUCCGUACAGCAGGAAGUUGGAGACCGAGGCAGAUGAGGUUGGACUGCAUCUGGCUGCCAAGGCGUGUGCAGAUGUGCGUGCAGGGCCGGUGCUCUGGCAGCAGAUGGAGCUGCGAGGAGGAGCAGCCGUCCCAGAGUGGCUCUCCACACACCCCUCACACAGCAGCCGAGCCACACACAUCAACAGCCUGGUCCCGCAGUGGGAGGACUGA
This is a messenger RNA of Osmerus eperlanus (European smelt), 1425 nucleotides long. RefSeq names its product OMA1 zinc metallopeptidase (gene oma1). Gene Ontology annotation, cellular component: mitochondrial inner membrane. Gene Ontology annotation, biological process: mitochondrial protein processing; protein quality control for misfolded or incompletely synthesized proteins. The transcript is spliced from 8 exons. Bases 157 to 1425 code for a protein of 422 amino acids. NCBI's taxonomy places the organism in Eukaryota, Metazoa, Chordata, Actinopteri, Osmeriformes, Osmeridae. Gene Ontology annotation, molecular function: metalloendopeptidase activity. The record is from RefSeq and is a predicted model, not a curated record.